This is a messenger RNA of Rhinichthys klamathensis goyatoka, 2446 nucleotides long. RefSeq names its product eukaryotic translation initiation factor 4A1A (gene eif4a1a). The transcript has 12 exons. The coding region runs from base 69 to 1304 and encodes 411 amino acids. Gene Ontology annotation, molecular function: ATP binding; RNA helicase activity; translation initiation factor activity. Lineage: Eukaryota; Metazoa; Chordata; Actinopteri; Cypriniformes; Leuciscidae. Gene Ontology annotation, biological process: cytoplasmic translational initiation. Gene Ontology annotation, cellular component: cytoplasmic stress granule. The record is from RefSeq and is a predicted model, not a curated record.
ACGGACUUUGGUCGUAGUCACGGUUUAAGUAUUUGCGCGUUUCCGCCAGUCUACAGUCCUUUGUAAUAAUGUCGUCUGAACAUGAAGAUAGUCAUCAUGAGUCUGAACCCAGAGACAAUGGCCCUGAGGGGAUGGAGCCAGAUGGUAUCAUUGAGAGCAACUGGAAGGAGAUUGUCGAUAGUUUUGAUGAUAUGAAUCUGCGUGAGGCUCUUCUCAGAGGAAUCUAUGCUUAUGGUUUUGAGAAACCUUCUGCCAUUCAGCAGAGGGCAAUCCUCCCUUGUAUCAAGGGGUAUGAUGUCAUUGCACAGGCUCAGUCUGGCACAGGAAAGACGGCCACGUUUGCCAUUUCCAUUCUGCAGCAGGUUGAUGUGGAGCUGAAGGCUACACAAGCAAUGGUGCUGGCUCCUACCAGAGAGCUGGCCCAACAGAUUCAGAAGGUGGUCCUGGCUCUUGGAGACUACAUGGGGGCAUCUUGCCAUGCCUGCAUCGGUGGCACCAAUGUCCGUAAUGACGUUCAGAAGCUUCAGGCUGAUGUGCCCCACAUAGUGGUUGGGACCCCUGGCCGUGUGUUUGACAUGCUUAACCGCAGAUAUCUCUCUCCUAAAUAUAUAAAGAUGUUUGCGCUGGAUGAGGCAGAUGAAAUGUUGAGCAGAGGCUUCAAGGACCAAAUCUAUGAGAUCUUUCAGAAGUUGGCCACAGAUACUCAGGUGAUUCUUUUGUCUGCCACCAUGCCUCAGGAGGUGCUGGAGGUGACCACAAAGUUCAUGAGAGAUCCUAUUCGUAUCCUAGUUAAGAAAGAAGAGCUGACCCUUGAGGGAAUCCGGCAGUUCUACAUCAAUGUUGAGAAGGAGGAGUGGAAGUUGGACACAUUGUGUGAUCUUUAUGAAACCCUGACCAUCACUCAGGCUGUAAUCUUCAUCAACACUCGCCGGAAGGUGGACUGGCUGACCGAGAAAAUGCAUGCGAGGGACUUUACGGUUUCUGCGCUGCACGGUGACAUGGAGCAGAAGGAGAGAGACGUCAUCAUGAAAGAGUUCCGUUCUGGCUCCAGUCGAGUCCUCAUUACUACCGACCUGCUGGCAAGAGGCAUUGAUGUGCAGCAGGUUUCACUGGUUAUCAACUAUGACCUUCCAACCAACAGGGAGAACUACAUUCACAGAAUCGGACGUGGUGGACGCUUUGGCAGAAAGGGAGUUGCUAUCAAUAUGAUCACCGAAGAUGACAAGCGUACGCUGCGAGACAUUGAAACCUUCUACAAUACUACUGUAGAGGAAAUGCCCAUGAACGUUGCUGAUCUGAUCUGAGACCCCUGCCCCAAUCUUUCCUCCUUCCCUACUUUUUUUUUUUUUUUUUUUUUCCUCUUUAGUCUCAUUCCAACCCAUAUCUCUUUUCAUGCAAAUCCCUCACAAAUCAAGUACUGUUGGUUCUGAUGGUGUGAUUUUUCAUAAAUCCAGUAGGUUGGCCACUCUUGAGAAUACUCAAAAUGAAUACAAGAUUCAUAAGGCUCAUUUAAUCUUGCCCUUUUAAAAUGGUGCCAUCUAGUGAUCAAGGAGGUGUUGCAGGGCUUAUUUGCAUGUGGUGUAAAUGUUAAUGCACUGACUGGCAUAAUGGAUUGGAGACAUGCCCUGCUUUUCUUGAUAGUGUUGGUUUAACCAUAUUUGAGAUGUGACUUUACAUUGGAAGAUUUUUUUUUUUCUAGCACAGGGCAAAGGAUGUAAACUAUAUAAUGAUUCAUGUGUUUUAUAUGGAGGACUUGGACUUUUAUUCCAAAUUGGAAGUCACUGCCAUUUUCCUUUUACAGAAGCAUCUGAGUAGGUUAAGAUCCGCUUGAUUUAAAAAAAGAUGCUUCAGUUCAAAAGGAAGUUGGUUUGUGGGAACAAAUCUGAUUCUAGAAUUGAAAAAUGUGGUCAAGUAAUUCUCAAAUGGUCCAAUUCUUCUGUUACAUCUUUUGUGUUGUCCUGUGUGCGUGGCUGUAGCUUUUUCGGUUUUUGUAAAUAGGCUUUACUCUGGCGGGAUGAAUGGCUGAAUGCAUUAGAAAUGAAUUUGGAAUGGUUGAUAUGACUGGAUAACCCACCAUUGUAUUGCCUCAGAUUUUUCUCUGCAUCAAAGUCCUAUUGAGGAGUUUUGCUCCCAUAACCUACCUCACCAAACUGUGUUGGAGAGGUCUAAAUAUGUAAAGGACCAAACUGCAGUAGUAGAGUAUAUAGAGAUCAUUAUGUCUUCGUAUUGUUAAAAAAAAUGCCUGUCUUUUGUUGGGUGGGUUUGGAUGUGGGGUUUACAUUUGGGGUGGUUAGGGCUAUUUUUUUAAACAAAUUUAUUACAAAUGUGACAAUUAUUAACCUUUUUGAGACAGAAGCCAUGUAUUAAGUGUUUUCUACAUUGGAUUCUGUAUAGUAUUUAUUUUAAUGGUCUGAAAUAAAGGUAUUUCCCAUUUUUAACAUGCUAA